Octopus bimaculoides (California two-spot octopus) is the source of this 1884-nucleotide messenger RNA. RefSeq lists its product as uncharacterized. The record is from RefSeq and is a predicted model, not a curated record. Gene Ontology annotation, biological process: regulation of transcription by RNA polymerase II. Gene Ontology annotation, molecular function: RNA polymerase II cis-regulatory region sequence-specific DNA binding; DNA-binding transcription factor activity, RNA polymerase II-specific. NCBI's taxonomy places the organism in Eukaryota, Metazoa, Mollusca, Cephalopoda, Octopoda, Octopodidae.
UGACCUCAAAAGAACCAUUCGACUUGAGUCUAUUAGAUUUAGCAAACAGUUAUAUCUAGAGCAGGCUAAAAUAGAAGGGUCUCUAGUUAAGGCGUUAGAAGAGGUGCUGGGAGUGGGCUCUGCAUCCCCAGUUUUGGUGGCGAGAUCAACUUUGGACAGACACUUCAAUGCCAAAAACGAAGGCUGCAGGGUCGACCAAAGCCUUGUGAGUGGAUUUGGUAGAUGGAAACUGAAAGAAGACCGUCGUUUAUAUGUAUAUGUAUAUAUAUAUAUAUGUGUGUUUGUCCCCCCCAACAUCACUUGACGACCGAUGCUGGUGUGUUUACGUCUCCGUAACUUAGCGGUUCGGCAUAACCGACCGAUAGAAUAAGUACUAGGCUUACAAAGAAUAAGUCCUGGGGUCGAUUUGCUCGACUAAAAGCGGUGCUCCAGCAUGGCCGCAGUCAAAUGACUGAAACAAGUUAAAGAAUAAAAGCGUAUUUCAUUUUUAAUUUAUUUCGAUUUCAUUAUAUCGGAUUUUUAUACGAUCUAACUAAUGUAUAACCCCAGUCCCGAAAUUUUUUAAUUUUUUUAUUUGACCUUCGAAGAAAUUAGCUGCAACAUAUUAAAAUGAAAGGGAUUUAAGAAGAGUCAGCGACCUUGGAUAGUUUGAAGAAACACAUGCAUAUUAAAUUACUUCCUGUGGUGUCUUGUGGGUAAAUGGGAAUUUUUCAGUAUCCAGCUGUCGCAAACUUUAUAAUACUAAUAAUCCGUACUUAUAAUUGAUUUCUCAACUACCAUAUACACACAUUUAUAACAAGUCUAUCCUUUAUGAAACAUAUCCAACAUCAGAUGACAUUGAAGUAACGGAUGGCAAACCCCCAAUAUCUCUCCUGUUUUAAAGACUGAAGGAAAAUAUUAUAUGAAACAGAUGUAUCAGAUUGUUUCUACAAAUCUGUGUAGAAUCCCUGUGAAACAUUUACUCUGAAAUAAUAUUAUUAGCAAAAUUUGUGAACAUCACCAACUGGAGUAUCAAGAAGAGGUGCCUGUGAACUGAUUAAAGUUGGAUAAAUUUAUGUUAGUGUUGCUAAAGAAAGGUAACACUGGACAGAAAUACAGCAGUAAAAGUGUUUGUAAGAUAUAAAGUACAAGAACAAAAGGAAGAAAAAUGUAUAAACUGAGAUUUAAGAGAAGUAUUGGAAGAGAGUAAGAAAAUUAUAUAAUUGAUUUCUUCUCAAUAGGAUAAAAGACUGAUGUUUGUGCAAAGUCUGUCUUUUAAAGAAAUUAACCUAAUUAUGCACAAACGUACUCAUACAGGAAAGAAACCACAUCAGUGUGGUAUCUGUGGUAAAGCAUUCUUUACAAGUAGUCACUUAUCUAGACACAAGCGUAUUCAUACUGGUGAGAAACCAUAUCAUUGUGAUAUCUGUGGUAAAUCAUUCUUUCAAAGUAAUGCCAUAACUAAACACAAACGUAUUCAUACAGGAGAGAAACCAUAUCAUUGUGAUAUCUGUGGUAAAUCAUUCUUUCAAAGUAAUGCCAUAACUAAACACAAACGUAUUCAUACAGGAGAGAAACCGUAUCAUUGUGAUGUCUGUGGUAAAUCAUUUUCAAUUAAUAGUGUCUUAACUGCACAUAAACAUACCCAUGCGGGAGAGAGACAAUAUCACUGUGGUAUCUGCUGAAUCAUUCUUUGAAACCACUACAUUAACUACACACAAAUAUAUUCAUACUGGAGAAAAACCAUAUCACUGUGAUAUCUGUGGUAAAUCAUUCUCUCGAAAUAGUGAUUUAAAGAAGCACAAACAUAUUCUUACAUACUUAUAUAUAUACUCAAGCAUACAUAUAUGAAUACAUACGUGUGUAUGUAUUUUCAUCGAUGAGUUCAUGAACCCUGGUUCUUUU